AUGAUCCUAAACUCUGUUGACAAACGUGAUGUGUUUUCGGAUGAACUACAUCCGUAUAUCGUCCAAUGGGACGGAACAGUGUUCUGGACACCUACGGCAGUUUUUAGAACCUACUGCAAUUUGGAUAUGACCAAGUUCCCUUUUGAUGUCCAAAGGUGCACAAUAUUCUCAAGGGUGGGUGUCACACUGAUACUCGCUCGUCGACCAGCGUUCAUCGUGCUCAACGUCUGUCUUCCCAUAGCAGUCUUAUCUUUGUUAAAUGUAGCGGUCUUCCGAGUGCCCAUUGAUUCUGGCGAGAAGCUCAGCUACGUAUUAACAGUGCUGCUAGCUCUUGCAGUAUUCAUGUCGAUUGUCGGCGGUAUGUUACCAACGACCUCGACCACCAUCCCACUUCUAACCAUCUACCUGUCAUCGCUUCUAGGCUUCAGCACGUGUUCGGCGCUUCUAACCGUUUACAUCAUGAGCGUGGCCCACCGACCAGAAUCGCGACCGGUACCAAAACCUCUAAAGCUUCUGGUUGUGUGUAUGAACGGCAGGAAACCAAGGGACAGAAUUCAACCACUAAACGAGGACGCAAAGAUAAAUUGGAAAGUAGUUAGUGAAGCGCUGGAUAAGCUAUGUCUAUAUCUGUCAACCUCGUUGGUGCUUGCUACUUCUCUUGGCGUUGCUAUCACCAUCACCAACGCACGUAACUAAGAUACGAAAAAUUAAAUGGUAGUUAGCUUUUCGUUUCUCUGCAUUAGGGUGGAUCUGUCGUUCAGAUUGCAUCACCAACUGAGGCUAUGCGUGUUCACUGUUCAGUGUCUAUAUUUGUCUAAUGGUCUUUGCUACUUCUUUUAGCAUUACUAUCAUCGUCACUAUAAAUGAUGAAGGUGAUGAAAUGGGGUUUAACGUCCUACUGUUCUGCUCCUAUACUGGGCUAAUGAAGACGAACAUACGCCAUACAGUGUGCUAUGAGGGAACUUUUGCCCGGGCAGCGGCACUAUCGCCUACUCUUAUAUCGAAUUCCAACUGCCAAGGGAUCUUUUACGUGCAUUCCAAUGUAUACACGGGACCUCGGUUUUUCGUCUCAUCCGAAGGACUAGACAGCUAUCCUUGCCAGGCCCUCCAUCCUGCAUCACUGACAAGGGGGAAACACGCUGGAAAAUCUGGAUGAACAUCCUCGCGUCACUAUAAAGGGCGACACGUAUUCAAAAUAUGCUCUAUAUAAACACCUAUAUUUUAUGGAACACUAUUUAAAGAUACCUUAUGGGAGAUUCGAUAACGAGUUGGCAGUUC
Messenger RNA from Patella vulgata (common limpet), 1278 nucleotides. Its product is annotated as neuronal acetylcholine receptor subunit alpha-6-like. NCBI's taxonomy places the organism in Eukaryota, Metazoa, Mollusca, Gastropoda, Patellidae. The coding region runs from base 1 to 696 and encodes 231 amino acids. The record is from RefSeq and is a predicted model, not a curated record. Gene Ontology annotation, cellular component: synapse; neuron projection; membrane. The transcript is spliced from 2 exons. Gene Ontology annotation, biological process: monoatomic ion transmembrane transport; signal transduction; chemical synaptic transmission. Gene Ontology annotation, molecular function: extracellular ligand-gated monoatomic ion channel activity; neurotransmitter receptor activity; transmembrane signaling receptor activity.